UAUUCCAAAAAGAAAUUCUUUGUCAUUGUUCAAACUACUUUCUACACAUGGAAACAAAAGAAAACACAAAUGUUUUAGCGAUGUCAUCAUCAUCGUCGUCCUCAAAAAAGAUCACCUUGAUUAGUUCAGAUGGUGAAUCGUUUGAGAUGGAAGAGGCUGUUGCGAUGCAAUCUCAAAUGAUCAAGUUUAUGAUCGAAGAUGGUUGCGCCGAUAAUGCCAUUCCUGUACCUAAUGUCACCGCCAACAUUCUUGCCAUGGUCAUCGAAUACUGUAAGAAGCACAUUGAUUCCCCUAAUGAUGUUGAUCUCGAGUCUUGGGAUGCAAACUUUGUCAAAGUUGAUCAGGCCACACUUUAUGAUCUUAUCAUGGCUGCAAAUUAUCUUAAUAUCAAGGAUUUACUUGACUUAACAUGCCAAACGGUUGCUGAUAUGAUCAAAGGAAAGACCCCAGAGGAGAUUAGGAAGACAUUCAAUAUAGAAAAUGAUUUCACUCCUGAAGAAGAGGAAGCCAUUAGAAAGGAAAAUCUAUGGGCUUUUGAAUAAAUAUUAUUGUUUAAAUAUAUUUUUUUUAGUGAGAUUUUUUUUUAGUUAGCCUUAUAAGUUGAGAUAAUGUUAUGGCUUAGUGGAUUUUUUUUAUUAUUAUUUUUUCAAUAUUAGCAAAAUUAAAUUUAUUAUCUCAUUAAUCUUAUUAAAAAUUUAUAAUUCUUUUAAGAACAAAUAUUUAUACAUUAAUUUUAAUAUUUCUCACGAAUGAUGCUUUGGAACCAAUAUAUUACACCACACAAUCUUGGCAUAAUCCAUUUUCUCAUGUUAUAAUAAUGAGUUAUACAAUUAAUUUUCCAUCCUCAGAUCUAUCUCAUGUGUCUCAGCUUGAUGAAUUUUUUCCAAUACCAAUUAAAAAUCACAG
This is a messenger RNA of Cannabis sativa, 906 nucleotides long. Its product is annotated as SKP1-like protein 1A. NCBI's taxonomy places the organism in Eukaryota, Viridiplantae, Streptophyta, Magnoliopsida, Rosales, Cannabaceae. The record is from RefSeq and is a predicted model, not a curated record. Gene Ontology annotation, molecular function: cullin family protein binding. Gene Ontology annotation, cellular component: nucleus; cytoplasm. The coding region runs from base 48 to 542 and encodes 164 amino acids. The transcript is spliced from 2 exons. Gene Ontology annotation, biological process: SCF-dependent proteasomal ubiquitin-dependent protein catabolic process.